Molecule: messenger RNA, 981 nt
Organism: Fulvia fulva
Lineage: Eukaryota; Fungi; Ascomycota; Dothideomycetes; Mycosphaerellales; Mycosphaerellaceae
Exons: 2
Coding region: 1-981 (326 amino acids)
Source: RefSeq, a predicted model, not a curated record
AUGAGUCCAAUGGGCUCUCAUUCCACCCUUAACCCCAAUCACCGCCCUCAGAGACCCGCCAUGGUCCCAAUAGAGGAGCUUCGUCGCAUUCAGAUUGCUCCGGCACUCCUCCAAGAUACCCGACAGAUCGAUGUGGUAUCCGAGAGCAUCAGAGCCACAGCUCUUGAGCAAGCUGCCAGACGAGCUCACCUCCGCAUGGUUCGGUUCGCCACACUCGAGCGGCUAACCAGAUCGAACAAGUGUCCCUUCAGCGACGGAAUGGCCACCAUCGACGGCAGGAAUGUUCUCAGACAACUUCCAAAGAUCCUCUCACCAUUCAUGGUCAACCGUCGCAUGCGCGAGAUUGCAUUGGACGGGUACUUUUCAGUGCUCAACAUCCAUGUCGACAGCAGCGACCUCGACUUGUAUACACUGUCGUGGAACUUGACCUCCAUUCACGUCUCUUAUCAGAUCAAAGGUUAUCCCUCUGUCUCCGAUCUCGUCCUUUCCACGCGAUAUCGUCGGGACCGCCCACGCUUUGGCGACCUGGCUAGCGACUUCUUUUGCGAGUUACCAGGCAAGCGCCUAUUCUCAAUCGACAUCACCCCCAUCCUCCCGUAUAUCAAGGCCAUCAACAUCGACAUUGUGAGCGGCGGUGGCAGGAUGAUGGACCUUGAAGAUAUGAUACACCCCGGUAGUCGAGACCAGGCGGCCACACGGUUUCGUCGUUUGAUGGAGCAUGGGGAGGCUGUCGUGGGCUACAUGUCGAGACUUCAGAGCCUUGACUGCUCUCUUCAGCCCGAGACCUACGGUGAUCGAGACGGCGCGGUGUACUACAAAGAGGCUAUCAUCAAAAUGCGGAGACUGAACGUCUCCAGGAAAGCAUUGUGGGCACAAUAUCACGCUGGAGAGAAGGAAAAGCUGGUGAAGGGUUCGGAGAAGGGUGUUACAGAGAUGGCGAAGGAGUUGAUGUCUGGUGAGGUUCUUGGCUUCAAGCUUUGA